Messenger RNA from Glarea lozoyensis ATCC 20868, 1263 nucleotides. RefSeq lists its product as uncharacterized. NCBI's taxonomy places the organism in Eukaryota, Fungi, Ascomycota, Leotiomycetes, Helotiales, Helotiaceae. The record is from RefSeq and is a predicted model, not a curated record. The transcript has 2 exons. Bases 1 to 1263 code for a protein of 420 amino acids.
AUGAAGGCUCCCAACCCAGAUUUGGUAGACCAUCUGCCGAGUGCUUACAGGAAUGGCGUGUAUAGAGAAGAGUCUGCUGAAGCUUCAUCAUCCUCUGACCAGCCUGGACCAUCGCGGUAUCGCGACGAGGAAUUGCCAGCUUAUGAAGAGACCCCGCUGCUUGCAGACAGUCCAGACAAGUCAAAGCCAAAACCACAACCAGAGGUUCGCAGGAGAUGGUAUCAGCCACCUCCCGACUUGCCAUUCUCCAGACACGAUCAUAACCCACGAAAUGUCGAUACAUACUUUCCCGAUUAUUCGACGGACGCUGAAACGCUCCGGCAGAUGAUCUAUGAGCAAGCCUCAUAUCCUCCUACAUACUAUAUUGAAAUCGGAGGCACCCACACCGAAACGACUUAUCGUAAUAGUGGUAAUCGCAACAGUCGGGAACAGCGGGAAAGCGACACCACCACAAGCACAAUUACAGACUUCUUGAUUCGGAUCAACAUAACCCAUCUUCUUAGCUCGGGACCAGAUGUUGGCGGGGAACUACAUCUUCUCGAGGACGGCAAAAAAGGCUAUCGUGGUGGCAUCAUAAAGCGGAAGACUCCUACUGUUGGAUCGCCUGAAAUCGAGACACAACAUGAAGAAUUGAAAGCUUGGUGUGAUAAAUUCAUUGCCGAUCCUUCAAUGCUGAAGUCAUUUACUUUACAACGGAAAGUCAUCAACCACGAUACCACCAAGCUAGCUACUUUGAUCCGCUCCGUGAUCGCCUCAACAAACUAUCGCGGGCUGGUUUCGGUAUCCUUUCCAGUAACACACCAGCGCGUCACUGUGUACAGUCCGAGCAGAAUCAACCAAUGGCGCAUGACGACCUGGAUCCGUUGGAUUUUCUAUCUCACAUUUCUCUGGAUUUUCAGUUGGCUAUUCCUCUUCCUAGCAACCGCCCGAUAUGAAGUCGUCAAAGUGGUAUUUCCAUACGCCGAUGUUCUCGACGGCGAAGCACGAACACCUACGGUGAUGAGCGAGACAGCCUGGUUCAAUCUCUGGGAACGAGCUAUCCGACGAAGUGUAUUAGGACGGAUGAAUUGUGGAAAGGGGGAGAUAGACGAUGAGUAUCGUCUUACGACUGAUAAUAUAGCUACGAGAGAUGAUCUGGCGUUUGAUAGUUAUCGCUCUGGGAAUUCGUAUCCUGGGGGUGUGGUAGGCCUGUUUGGGACUGGUGGACAAUUCCGUGGACAGUGGCAGGAGAGGGAGAGUUGGGGGUGUGAUGAGAUUUUAUGA